AUGGCUUUAGCAGACGUUAACGCAUAUCCGAACCUUCUGCAUGGAUACAACCUCACAUACGAGUACAUAGACACCAUGUGUUCUCGCGGUAUUUGCGUCUAUAGGACAUUCAAGGCCCUCAACGAAUAUCCGAGCUACAUGAUGCUCCUAGGAGGAGGGUGUUCGCCAUGCACGGAGUCGACGGCAGAGGCUUCACAUUACUACAAUAUCACCCAGCUUAGUUACGCGUCCACAUCACCAAUCCUUUCGGACCGCGCUCGGUUCAAACGACUCUUUCGCUUGGGGGCCCCGGACCAGUCCAUGAAUCCUACCCGCGUCAAUCUUCUGGGGGCCUUCAACUGGCACCGAGUUGCCAUAAUACACGAGGCUCUGGAGUUCUUUUCUGUUUCAAUGAACGAGCUAGUGGUGGCCCUUAAGGAAGCUGAUAUAGACAUAAUCUCUCAAGAAGUCUUCAUCCAAGAUCCUUUCGAAAGACUGAAAAAUAUCAAGGCGUACAAGCUAGGCAUGUAUGGAAAGAAGAUCGUGUGGAUAUUCCCCGGAUGGCACUCCGAGAACUUCUGGCAAUCUCGACUGGAUGACAUCGGCUGCACUGCGGAACAAAUGAAUGCCGCCGUAGAGGGCUCUUUCCUGACAAGCGCUAUUUUCUACAACCCUAUAGAGGAGAGAGGAAUUGCAAAUAUAACAAGUUUCGAAUUCAAAAGUCGGUUUUCAACGCAUCCGUCAUACAACCCCGCCACAAGGGACUACGACUUUGUGUCUGGACAGUGCUAUGAUCAUAUCUGGCUCUGUGCGUUGGCUCUUAACUGCACAAUCACUGCAUUGGAAAGCAUGGGUGGAAAGCGAGUACUGGUGGCCUACUUCCGACAGGAUCUCGCCCCUGCUUCUUACUUUGAGUGGAUUGAGGGUGCACUCGUCUGGAAAGACAAUAUUAUCCCACGAGACUCGACUCAUUUCGUGAACGAAGAGCAAGUCCUCCCUCCGUACAUUUACAUCACAAUGUGCUGCCUGGCCGGGAUCGGAAUGAUGUUUACUCUCGUCUGCUUCAUCUUUAACAUCAUUUACAGGAACAACAAGAUUGUAAAACUGUCCUCACCAAACAUCAACAACGUGCUUCUUCUAGGCUGCUUCAUGUGUUACGCGACUGUAUUCAUCAAAACAACGGAAACUGACAACGCAGCUGUCUGCGAGGCACGAGUUUUCUGUUUCUGUCUGGGUUUCACCCUAACGUUUGGUUCCUUGUUCUCCAAAACAUGGAGAGUGUACAGAAUCUUCACAAACAAGAAACUACUAAGGAUGACAAUUAAAGACUACCAACUGCUGCUGAUCAUUGGUAUAGUAGUGGCUGUGGUACAUGACACGAUCAAUGAUGUGGUGGUUCAUCAAUACAUGCGCGUCUGUUUCUCGCCCGAAUCCAGAUACUUCAAUUGGACUUUGUACCUCAUUGAGGGCGCUCUUCUAGCCUUCGGUGCCUUUCUGGCCUGGGAAACAAGACACGUCAAAAUCGAAGCCCUGAACGACUCCCACCAGAUCGGCCUCUGUCUGUACAACGUCGUGAUUCUUAGCGGUGUCGGCCUAACUCUCUCCCUGCUGCUUGAUGGUCAGGUGGUUCUGCUUUAUGGCGUCACUUCUGGGUGUCUCAUCAUAGGCACCUUUGUCACAGAGAUUGUGGUCUUCUUUCCAAAGGUAAAGGCUGUGUACACUAAAGUUGACUCAGUGCCAGGAAAUGUCUUUCCUGGUCCCAGUUCUACUACCAUGGCGGGCUCGAUGAUGCAAAGAAAACAGACUAUUGCAUCUACAAAACUUGACAUUUAA
Molecule: messenger RNA, 1812 nt
Organism: Dreissena polymorpha
Lineage: Eukaryota; Metazoa; Mollusca; Bivalvia; Myida; Dreissenidae
Product: gamma-aminobutyric acid type B receptor subunit 1-like
Exons: 14
Coding region: 1-1812 (603 amino acids)
Biological process (GO): gamma-aminobutyric acid signaling pathway; G protein-coupled receptor signaling pathway
Cellular component (GO): G protein-coupled receptor heterodimeric complex; membrane
Molecular function (GO): G protein-coupled GABA receptor activity
Source: RefSeq, a predicted model, not a curated record